This is a messenger RNA of Alosa alosa (allis shad), 1881 nucleotides long. RefSeq names its product myozenin 1a (gene myoz1a). The transcript is spliced from 6 exons. Lineage: Eukaryota; Metazoa; Chordata; Actinopteri; Clupeiformes; Clupeidae. The coding region runs from base 218 to 1162 and encodes 314 amino acids. Gene Ontology annotation, cellular component: Z disc; actin cytoskeleton. Gene Ontology annotation, molecular function: FATZ binding; telethonin binding; actin binding. The record is from RefSeq and is a predicted model, not a curated record.
CCAGGACUUCAUCUCCCUCCCCCCUCAAAGAUCUGCCAUCCCCUAGCCACUCACUGGAUAUCGCACUCCCCAAGAUCUUGGUCCAGACACAGGUUAAAGUCACCCUGGGAUUUAUAAAGCUUUGGUUCAGAAUUGAUCUGAAGCUUUGCCUUUCUUCUUGGUUGUAAUUUAAAAAAACUCUGCUUGAAUUAAGGAUUGCCCAACCUGGUCUGCAGCCAUGCCUCUCUCUGGAACUCCAGCACCUCCAAACAAGCGGAAAAAGUCCACCAAGAUCAUUACCGACCUGUCUCAUGUCUCUCAGAACGAGAAUGAGUCUGACCCAGAGGCAUCAGAGUUUGACCUGGGGACAAAGAUCCGGCAACCCAGGGACAUCAUGAUGGAGGAGCUGUCCCUGAUGAGGAACAAAGGCUCGCAGAUGUUCAAGUUAAGGCAGAAGCGAGUGGAGAAGUUUAUCAUUGAAAACAACCCUGAUGUUUUCAGCAGUGAGUCUAUGGAGAACUUUCAGAAGUUCGUACCAAGUCUUGGGGGUCAGAUGAUGAAUAUUGACGGUCAACUCGUCGGUGGACAGAUGGUCGGGCAGGCAGGUGCAGGUGGUGCACCUGUGCCACCUCCCAAACCAGGAAGCCAUGGUAAGGGGGCAGAAGCAGGGCAUUCAAUGGGAGGCAUGGCAGGAGGAGCUGGAGGAGAUGGACACGGAGGAGCAGGUGGUGUUGGCGGUGCCGGUGGACAAGGUGGUGGAGCACAUGGAGUCGCUGGCCAUGGUGGGAAAGGAGAGAAGACUGCAACGAAGCGUGAGUAUGUGAAGACGUACCUAUCCCCAUGGGAGCAGGCCAUGAAAGGGAACGAGGACCUGAAGGCAACCCUGAAAGCUAACAUGCCAGGCCCUUAUAUUUACCAAGACCUGCCCAAAUACAAGAGCUUUAACAGGACUGCCAUUCCCUUUGGUGGCUUUGAGAAGGCAUCCAAGCUAAUGACCUUCCAGGUUCCAAAACCUGAGGUGGUCAAGGAACAGCCUGAACCAGAUGUGGUGUACCACCAAGACAUUAGCACACGACCUUCCUUUAACCGCACCCCCAUUGGCUGGGUGACCAGUGGUGAGUCCAGCAGCAUCCACAUGGAGCUGGACACCAUGCCCUUUGAUGGGGAGACAGACGACCUGUAAGGGGAGGACACACAGACAUACACACAUCCCAUCUUCAACUUUAGUGCGUGACAUCAUUCAUUGCAUUUGAAUGAAUUUUGUUCUAUUCUGAUCUUCCCUACGUGCGAGCAGGCAUAUGAACAGAAACAGUAUCACAUAUACACACACUUUAAAUGUUGUCCAAGGUCAGUGCCACAAUCGGGUAAAUAAAAAAAGUAUCACUGAUUUGAAUGGUAUAUUUGCAUUUUGUCAAUUUGCUGAAUACUUUAAAGCAGAUCACUAACAUUCUACAAAGUACCAGUUUCUUUGACAUCUUUAUUAUUUUUCCAAAAAGUAAUAUUUGACUUUGGAAAUAAGUACAGGCUUAGCUUAUGAUCCUCCCAGUAGUCUAUGUAAUAGGUAGGUUCGUUUUGCAUGACUUCCACAUAACUAUUGAAAUCUAGAUAAGUUUGAGUGAAAGAUGAAUGUUUUCUUACCCUUUUCAAGUCAGCAUGUUGCACUUUAGAGUUGUGGGUAUUGCCACAAACUAUAGGCUGCUUAUGUUCCCUGCAGGUUGCAACCUGUAGCCUACUUAUCUAUCUACUUGCUACAUUCUGUGAUGUUAAGGCUUUUAGCUGCUAAUUGUAUUGUCAUCCCUGCACGUGAAUGUAUGCACAUUAAAGGCUCUUAAUGUUUCUAUGGAUGACAGUUGCCACUUUGUAUGUCCUUGCUACAAUUUAAUAAACAUUUUCAAAGUGUAA